AAAAGACCAUUACCGAAAUGCGAUGUUAUUUUCGGAACUGACAGCUAAUGAUCCAGUCCUUCGAACUAGACGUGUGCGUGUGACACAAAAGCUAUAUUAAUUGUGUAAAAAGCAAAAUUUAACUGGUGUUACGAUGUCUCGUUUCUUCGCCGGUGGUUCGGACUCUGAUUCCGACAGUUCUUCUGAUAGCGAGCCAGUAAUUCGUCAGCAAGUGGCUCAGUUCACGUUCAGUGAUGAGGAGGAGGACGUCAAGCGCAUCGUAAGAUCGAAGAAGGAGAAGCGCUAUGAAGACCUCUCCAAUAUCAUCAAGAGUAUCCGGAACCAUAAGAAGAUCAAGGAUAUGUCGAGUGUAUUGACGAGCUUUGAGGAAUUUAUGCGAGCGUAUACGAAGGCGUUGCCGGUAGUUAUGAAGGAAGAGAAUGGCGUAACGCCUCGUAUUGUCGUUCGUGCGCUUGCCGAGCUUGAGGACUUUGUUAAUGAGAGCUGGGACGACAAGGAUAGUCGCAAAAAUCUCUCGAAGAAUAAUAACAAAGCACUAGGAACUCUGCGACAAAAAUUCAGGAAAUACAUCAAAGAUUUCGAGUCGGAUAUGAAGCGUUUCCGCGCCGCUCCAGAAGAUUUUGCCGAAGAGGAAGAGGAUGAUGAACGCGAAGACGAAAAGGGGUCCGAUGAGGAAGAGGAGAAGGUUGUGGUUCAAGUCGAGCCGAAAGCGGUAUCCUUCAAAAAGGAACCAGAGAAGGUCAAACCUGUUAAGCCUGUGGCGGAUUCCGAUUCGUCGGACUGGGGCAGCGAUUCCGACUCGGACAGCACCUCUUCCGACGAGGAUGCUAAAUACACCAGCAUUCGCGACCGGUUCUUGAAGAAACCAGAGAAGGGUACGGAAGAAAUUUCUUCAACACCUUCCGGUGUACCUGGUGACGAUGCGUUUAAGAAAGAGAAGAAGAAGAAAACGGGCGAAACUUUGAGCAAGAAGAAGAAACCCAAGCAAGAUGAAAUGUUUGAUGAGAACGAGGAGGAGGAAGAAGGUUGGAAGGUGGUGAACGGAACAAGGUCCGGUGCUUCCGAGCAGCCGAAAAUGUUCGCCAAGGAUGCAGAAAUCGACACGAAGCUGGUCGUAAACAAGCUGAACGAAGUGAUGGCUGCCCGAGGUAAAAAACGUACUGAUCGAAAAAUGCAGAUUGAGUUUCUUCGUGAGUUGCGUACAGUGGCCGAGACCAACAAUCUUGGCCCGGCGGUGGCGGUGAAAAUUCGUUUCAACAUUGUUUCUGCCAUAUUCGACUACAAUCCAAAAGUAUCUGGAGCGAUGAAACUGGAACACUGGAGUAAACUAUUGGAAGAAAUUCAAGAACUGCUGAAGCUGCUUCUGGCUCACGAGGAUGUGCAUCUAUCCGAGUCGAUCUUGGAUGAAUACGAAGAGUACGAUACUGCACCGUUCAAGAUACGAGGCUGCAUGCUGACCGCAGUGGAACGGUUGGAUGACGAGUUCACAAAACUGUUAAAAGAAUGCGAUCCGCACAGCAAUGAGUACGUUGACCGGCUGAAGGAUGAGGUCCCAGUCACGAACAUAAUAGAACAGGUUGUCACUUACGUCGAGCGACUCGGUAAUGAGAUGGAAAUCUGCCGCAUCUAUCUACGCAAGAUUGAUCAUCUGUACUACAAAUUCGACCCGGAAGUCUUGAAAAAACGAAAGGGUCAACUGCCAGCCAACACCAUAACGUCGGUUGAAGAGAUGGAUAAACUUUGUCGUUACAUCUAUGCCAAGGAUCAAACGGAUCGGUUACGCACACGUGCAAUCCUUUCGCACAUAUUUCAUCAUGCAUUGCAUGAUAACUGGUUCCAGGCGCGUGAUUUAGUGCUGAUGUCGCACCUGCAGGAAACAAUCCAUCAUUCCGAUCCCGCAACCCAGAUUCUUUACAAUCGUAUGAUGGCCAACCUAGGGUUGUGUGCCUUCCGCCACGGCAAUAUCAAGGAUGCUCACCUGUGUCUGGUAGAUUUAAUGAUGACGGGUAAACCGAAAGAAUUACUCGCUCAAGGACUAGUACCACAACGUCAACACGAACGUUCGCUUGAACAAGAAAAAAUCGAGAAGCAACGUCAAAUGCCGUUCCACAUGCACAUUAACUUGGAGCUGCUCGAGUGUGUAUAUCUGGUGUCUGCUAUGCUGCUCGAGAUUCCGUACAUGGCGGCUCAUGAGUUCGAUGCGCGUCGUAGAAUGAUCAGUAAGACUUUCUACCAGCAAUUGAGAUCAUCCGAGCGACAGUCUCUGGUUGGACCACCGGAAUCGAUGCGCGAGCAUGUAGUUGCUGCUGCAAAGGCAAUGCGGCACGGCGAUUGGAAUGCUUGUGCCAACUUCAUUGUCAACAAAAAGAUGAAUGUUAAAGUGUGGGAUCUUUUCUACGAAGCUAAUCGCGUUCGUGAAAUGAUGAUUAAAUUCAUUAAAGAAGAAUCGCUCCGCACAUAUUUGUUCACAUACUCGAAUGUCUUUGCAUCGAUCAGCGUACCACACUUGGCCGACAUGUUCAAGUUACCGAAAAGCAAGGUCCACUCGUUAAUCAGCAAAAUGAUAAUCAAUGAAGAACUAAUGGCAUCACUGGAUGAUCCUACCGAAACGAUCGUGAUGCAUCGUUCUGAACCGUCUCGUCUACAAGCCCUUUCGAUGCAGCUGGCGGACAAAGUGACCAAUCUGGUGGACGCAAACGAACGAAUCUUCGAAAUGAAGCAAGGAAACUUCUUCCAGCGUGGCGGUAACCAGGGAUACAAUCGCGAUCGCCAGAAUUAUCGCAAUCAGAAUCAAAAUCAGAACUGGAACAACAAUCGUCGCCAGGACAACCGCAAUCGUGGUAACCGCGGUAAUCAGAACCGUGGAGAGGGACGGGAACAACGUGAACACCAUCGCGAUCACCAUCGCGACCAGCGCGAACACCGAGAGCAUCAGCGAGAAUUUAGAGAACAGCGCGAGCAGAUGCGCAACGUUGAAUACCAAAACAAGGCUGAGUAAUUGUUUUGAUUAUUGCGUUGCACCGCACCUGGAGAGCAGAUUCGUUCAGAUCACUGAUAGCGGCAGAUUCAUCUACCAGCAUCUUUGCUACAGCGAGGUAAACGCGAUACAGUUUUUUAAAAUCUGGUUUGUAAACUUUCACCUAAACGUGCACAGAAUUGAUAGAAAUACGGAAGAUUUUACCAUCGUUCUUCCGCUUUUUAGAUAUUCUAGGUACUAGAAGGGUAGUAUUCUAUCGACUAAAUAUUACGCAAAAAAUGUUCAUUAAAGUAAAGCUCCUCAGAAAAUCCGUUACAUGUAUACUAUUACCAACAGUAUCACAAAUAAAAAGCCGAUACAUAAUUGCCAAUAAUUU
This is a messenger RNA of Anopheles merus, 3353 nucleotides long. RefSeq names its product eukaryotic translation initiation factor 3 subunit C (gene eIF3c). Gene Ontology annotation, biological process: translational initiation. The record is from RefSeq and is a predicted model, not a curated record. NCBI's taxonomy places the organism in Eukaryota, Metazoa, Arthropoda, Insecta, Diptera, Culicidae. The coding region runs from base 134 to 2998 and encodes 954 amino acids. Gene Ontology annotation, cellular component: eukaryotic translation initiation factor 3 complex. The transcript has 3 exons. Gene Ontology annotation, molecular function: translation initiation factor binding; RNA binding; translation initiation factor activity.